Messenger RNA from Populus trichocarpa (black cottonwood), 2423 nucleotides. RefSeq names its product protein SIEVE ELEMENT OCCLUSION B. The record is from RefSeq and is a predicted model, not a curated record. The coding region runs from base 73 to 2223 and encodes 716 amino acids. Lineage: Eukaryota; Viridiplantae; Streptophyta; Magnoliopsida; Malpighiales; Salicaceae. The transcript has 7 exons. Gene Ontology annotation, biological process: phloem development.
UAUGCAGCAAAGACACACAAGCCAAUCUUCUCUACUUCUGAGCCUUUACCCUUAGCUUACUAUCAGCUCAACAUGGCAUCAGGUCUCCCGUUCGGGCUCCCUGCCCCCUCAGCAUCUACGAUGAACCAGCAACUGAUCAGGAGUGACCGCAGCAUGAUUACGAUGUCUGAUGACAAUGUGAUGAUGAAACGAAUUGUAGAAACUCAUGCUCCUGAUGGCCGAGAGGUUGAUGUUAAGCCUCUUCUUCACCUUGUUGAAGACAUCCUCAAACGAGCCACCCUGCAAACCGAUACCUCUCUAACGACUUCCCAAGCCCAUGCUGAAUCGGAGGACAAGACCAACCAUGCCAAUUUCGCUGUCAUGCUCGAUUCGCUUUCGUAUACUAUUGACAGAAUUUCCUGCGAGAUUGCCUAUAAGGGUGGGGCAGACGGGCACGCAACAACUGUCGAACUUUUCAACAUGCUAGCAAGCUAUUCCUGGGAUGCCAAACUGGUUCUGACCUUGGCAGCUUUUGCUUUGAAUUAUGGAGAGUUUUGGCUGCUUGCCCAGAUUUACUCUUCAAAUCAACUUGCCAAAUCCAUGGCAAUUCUCAAGCAAUUGCCUAACAUCCUGGAACACUCAGGGCCCUUGAAACCUCGUUUCGAUGCCCUUAACAAUCUGAUCAAGGUUAUGAUGGACGUGACUAGAUGCGUGGUUGAGUUCAAGGAUUUACCACCAACUUACAUUUCCCAUGAAGUGUCAGCGUUGUCCGCAGCCAUGGCCCAUGUCCCUACUGCUGUCUACUGGACCGUAAGGAGUGUUCUGGCUUGUGCGGCUCAGAUUACCAGCCUCACUACCAUGGGAUAUGAGUUUUCAAUAUCAACCACUAAGGCAUGGGAGCUAUCCACCUUGGCUCACAAACUCAGCAACAUACUUGAGCAUCUGAGGAGGCAAUUGGCUACUUGCUACCAAUACAUAGAUGAAAAGAGGAAUGUCGAAGCCUAUCAAAUGCUUCUGAAUCUCUUUGAAAUGAUUCACAUUGACAACAUGAAGGUCCUCAAGGCCCUGAUUUACGCCAAGGAUGAUAUCCAACCACUGAUAGAUGGCUCUAAUAAGAGAAGGGUCCAUCUUGAUGUAUUGAGAAGGAAGAACGUGCUAUUGCUCAUAUCUGGCCUUGACAUUUCGAAUGAUGAGCUUGCGAUUCUCGAACAGAUAUACAAUGAAUCCAGUCACCACGGAACUAGGCUGGAUAGUCAGUAUGACCUGGUCUGGAUCCCAAUUACAGACCAUUCAGUUCAAUGGACUGAUCCACUGAAAGAAAAAUUUGAGAGCUUGCAGAAUUCAAUGCCAUGGUACACAGUGUACCAUCCUUCAUUGAUUGAUAAGGCAGCCAUUAGGUUCAUUAAGGAGGUGUGGCACUUCAGGAACAAGCCUAUUCUUGUGGUGCUUGACCCUCAAGGAAAGGUGGUUAGCCCAAAUGCACUCCACAUGAUGUGGAUUUGGGGAAGCAAUGCCUUCCCUUUCACCAGCUUGAGAGAGGAAUCUUUGUGGAGGGAAGAGACAUGGAGGCUGGAGCUUCUGGUUGAUGGCAUUGACCCAGUGAUUCUUAAUUGGAUUAAGGAAGAGAAGUACAUUUUCAUGUACGGAGGGGACGAUGUUGAAUGGGUGAGGAAGUUCACGAACACAGCACGUGCUGUUGCUCAGGCAGCCCGCAUUCCCCUUGAGAUGGUUUAUGUGGGGAAGAGCAGAAAGAGGGAGCAAAUCCGGCGAGUCAUGGGGACAAUUAAUGUGGAGAAGCUCAGUUACGCCUGGCAAGACCUUACCAUGAUAUGGUUCUUUUGGACCAGGCUAGAGAGCAUGCUCUUCUCCAAGAUUCAGCUAGGCAAGGUUGACGACCAUGAUCCUAUGAUGCAAGCAAUCAAGAAGUUACUUAGCUACGACAGAGAAGGUGGAUGGGCUGUGCUUAGCAAGGGCUCUAGUGUUGUCGUCAAUGGCCAUGGCACCACAGUUUUGCCAACAUUGGUCGAGUAUGACUUGUGGAAGGAGCAAGUGCCAGUUAAGGGUUUUGAUUUGGCCUUCCAAGAGCACCAUGGAAAUCUUCAUGACAUUGUUCAUCCUUGCUCCCGCUUUGAGUUCCCAAUGACUGCUGGUAGGAUCCCCGAGACCUUGAAAUGCCCCGAGUGCAACCGCUCCAUGGAGAAAUUCACCACUUUCCUUUGCUGCCAUGACGUGCUGCUCCAGUAGAUGAGCAGCAGCUACGCCUCCUUGUCGCUCCUGUUGCCGCUGAAUAAUGUUGUGCGUGCUCUUCUUUCUUUUCCAUUUUCAUGUACUCUGAGACGUGAUGCCUAGCUUGGCGCUCAAUACGUGGGUUUGGCAUUUGAAAUUCCAUACCAUGAAAAUAAAUUUGAGGGUGUUGCAGACCCACCAUGCUUAAUUUGUUUUUA